GGUGAUUAGCUUUGUGACUGAGCAGAACUGGGACUCUCUUGAGGUGUUUGAUGGGGGUGACAACACUGACACCAUGCUGGGGAGCUUCUCAGGCACAACCGUCCCAGCCCUCCUAAACAGCACCUCCAACCAGCUCUACCUGCACUUCUUCUCAGAUAUCAGCGUCUCUGCAGCCGGUUUCCGUCUGGAGUACAAGACUGUGUCCCUCACUAGCUGUCCUGAAACGGUUGUACCCAUGAAUGGCUUCAAAGUGGGUGAGAGAUUACAGAUGAACAGUGUGAUGUCCUUCCAGUGUGACCCUGGAUAUACUCU
Molecule: messenger RNA, 312 nt
Organism: Sinocyclocheilus rhinocerous
Lineage: Eukaryota; Metazoa; Chordata; Actinopteri; Cypriniformes; Cyprinidae
Product: CUB and sushi domain-containing protein 2-like
Exons: 3
Source: RefSeq, a predicted model, not a curated record